This is a messenger RNA of Aureobasidium namibiae CBS 147.97, 210 nucleotides long. RefSeq lists its product as uncharacterized. The transcript has a single exon. Lineage: Eukaryota; Fungi; Ascomycota; Dothideomycetes; Dothideales; Saccotheciaceae. The annotation marks the transcript as partial. The record is from RefSeq and is a predicted model, not a curated record.
AAUCAGACCUGCCGGGGUAGCUCAAUCGGUAGAGCGUGUGGCUCUUAUCGUAUCAACGAUAUAUCACAGACACCUCAAGGUCGCGGGUUCGAGCCCCGCCUUCGGCUAUUCCUAUACAUUCGUUGUCAUCCUCUUUUUGCACGAUGUCGUUGUGGUAUAGGACCGAAAAUGAAGAAGUUUUUUUUGUUUCUUUUUUUGCCAAGAUUCUGA